AUGCAGAGUCAAGUACUGCUGAUGGAGAAGCUGCACCGAAAAAAAAAAGAAAAACUUGGAUUUCGUGAUAGGAAGAUUAUAGAAUAUGAGAAUCGGAUGCGAGCUUACUCUACUCCAGACAAAAUUUUUCGAUAUUUUGCAACUAUAAGAUUAUCUCAGGAAAGUGGUGCCGAAGUCUAUAUGACUCCUGAUGACUUUCUUAGAGCUAUUACACCAGGAAUGAAACAACCUGAUGGAUUAGGAUUAGAUCAGUACAAGAAAUAUGACCCAAAGGAUGUCAAAAUCAAUCUUGACUUGUCUUUAGAAGAAGAUAGCAUAUUCUAUAAGCUAGGUUCCGCUGGUCUGAUAACAUUUUCGGAUUACAUAUUUCUUUUAACAGUAUUAUCAACAUCACGCCGGCAUUUUGAAAUAGCUUUUCGUAUGUUUGAUAUAAAUGGUGAUGGUGAUGUUGACAGCGAUGAAUUUGUUCGAGUAGCUACCUUAGUCAGAAACCAAACCAGCAUUGGAACUAGACACAGAGACCAUGCAAAUACUGGAAACACAUUCAAGGGUGUAAAUUCAGCUUUAACUACAUAUUUCUUUGGAGAAAACUUGGAUCAAAAAUUGACUAUAGAAAAAUUCUUGAAUUUUCAACACGAUCUUCAAAAAGAAAUUUUAUAUUUGGAAUUUCUGCGCAAAGAUCCAGAAAAUGGAAAAAUUACGGAAUUGGAUUUUGCAGAACUUCUUCUUGCUUUUGCCGGUUAUACAGAGAAAAAGAAGGCCAGGAUGUUGAAGAGGGUUAAGAAAACAUUUCGAGGUGAUGAUAGUAUCGGUAUAUCUAAAGAAGAAUUUAUGGAUUUCUUCCAUUUUCUAAAUAAUAUAAAUGACGUCGACACCGCUCUAACAUUUUACCACAUUGCCGGCGCUUCGAUUGAUCAAGCCACAUUGAAACAUGUUGCAAAAACUGUAGCCAGAAUUAACCUCAGUGAUCAUAUAAUAAGAGUAGUCUUUACAAUAUUUGACGAAAACUGUGAUAAUCAAUUGAGCAAUAGAGAGUUCGUGUCGGUAAUGAAAAAUCGUUUACUGCGCGGUUUGGAAAAACCAAAAGAUACUGGUUUCCUAAAAUUAUUAUACUCUAUACUGAAAUGUGCAAAGGAAAGUAGACCCUCAUUUUUUGACUAAAUUUUAUAUUGCGUAUACAUUUUCCUAAUAAUUCUCUGUGUAUAUAUAUAAACUACUCUUUAAUCUCGAAGAUUUUACAGUUAAUGAUAUUUACUUUGUUAUUGAAGACGUAAAUUAUUUCUAUUGUUAUUAGCGAAUUUUAAAAAUAUACUGUUAAUAUUUGAUCAUUUACAUGUUGUACAGUAGAUUCGUAACUAUAUAUGUAAAUGUAUGUGAAUUGAAAAGAGACUUUUAAAUA
Molecule: messenger RNA, 1399 nt
Organism: Ctenocephalides felis (cat flea)
Lineage: Eukaryota; Metazoa; Arthropoda; Insecta; Siphonaptera; Pulicidae
Product: calcium uptake protein 1 homolog, mitochondrial-like
Exons: 8
Coding region: 1-1161 (386 amino acids)
Biological process (GO): mitochondrial calcium ion homeostasis; calcium import into the mitochondrion
Cellular component (GO): uniplex complex
Molecular function (GO): calcium ion binding
Source: RefSeq, a predicted model, not a curated record